Molecule: messenger RNA, 5377 nt
Organism: Bacillus rossius redtenbacheri
Lineage: Eukaryota; Metazoa; Arthropoda; Insecta; Phasmatodea; Bacillidae
Gene: CycY
Product: cyclin-Y
Exons: 7
Coding region: 361-1371 (336 amino acids)
Biological process (GO): regulation of cyclin-dependent protein serine/threonine kinase activity; regulation of canonical Wnt signaling pathway
Cellular component (GO): plasma membrane
Molecular function (GO): protein kinase binding; cyclin-dependent protein serine/threonine kinase activator activity
Source: RefSeq, a predicted model, not a curated record
AGAUUGUACAAUGGCUGUUGUGAUCAAGUGAAACAUUGGAGAUAGUGGUUUGUAACUGUCAGGUUUUCCAAAUAAUAAUAAAUGUUUUAUAUUUCAUUCGAAGUUACAUGUUGUUCAUACCUAGUUUGAUUUCACAUGUAGCAACAAUGCGCAUGUGGCAAUUCAUACGAUAAAUGACUCGCGUUAACAUGGCGUUUGACACGUGAGGAUGCAGGGCAGUGGUUUCGCAUUGUGUGUACCAACAGCUUUGAAAAUAAGACUUCACAUUGGCCCUUCAAAGUGAUAUCAGAAGAAGCUAUUUGAAGAAGAUGCAAGCAGCUUUCGUGCAAACACGCACAGGAAUCGUAGCUAGCAAAUAGCAUGGGUAAUAAAAACAGUUGCUGCGCUUACUCGAGCCCUGCACAAGCUCAUAAGGAUGUGCCACACUUUGAAGCGUAUUCUCCUGAAGGAGAAGAGAGUGUGGGUAAUUUGCAGCACAUUAGUGAACGAGAACCAGAAGACUGUGAUUCAGAUCCUUCCCUCCAUCCAAAAGCAGGCACAAUAUUUAUGGAAAGAUCUAAAGCUUCUUUAGAAAAUGGACUAGUCAGGAAGAAAAGUCAGAAUCAUCUGGUUGACUUGAGGCCGCUGAAGAAAAGUAGCUCCUGCUCGACAAUUUAUCUGGACGACAGCACGGUGUCUCAGCCAAAUCUCAAGAACACUGUGAAGUGUGUUGCUCUAGCCAUUUACUACCACAUCAAAAACCGAACUUCAGACAGACAAAUGUCCAUUUUUGACGAAAAACAGCACCCGUUAACGAGAGACGGUGUGGCGGAUGACUACGACAGUCACAACCCAGAGCAUCGUCAGAUCUAUAAGUUUGUGAGGACGCUUUUCAAUGCCGCACAGCUCACCGCUGAGUGUGCCAUCAUUACGUUAGUGUACUUGGAAAGGCUUCUGACGUACGCCGAGGUCGAUAUCACGCCAGCGACAUGGAAAAGAAUAAUCCUUGGUGCUAUACUGCUGGCCUCGAAAGUGUGGGAUGACCAGGCUGUGUGGAAUGUGGAUUACUGCCAGAUCUUGAAGGAUAUCACAGUAGAAGACAUGAAUGAACUGGAGCGUCAGUUCCUGGAAAUGCUGCAGUUCAACAUCAACGUCCCGUCUAGCGUGUACGCCAAGUACUACUUCGACCUGCGGACCCUGGCCGAGGCCAACGACCUGUCGUUCCCGAGCGAGCCGCUCAGCAAGGACCGCGCCCAGAAGCUGGAGGCCAUGUCGCGAGUGUUUGAGGACAAGAUCACGGCCGAGGCCGUGAGGAGCGGACUCAAGAAGUGGUCCAGCGUGGACAACGUGAGCACGGGUGGACCGCGGCGUAGUGUGGCCAUCCUCUCUUGAGAGGCGGCGUCCUUCCUGCCCUUUCCGGCGGUGAGGCGCUUUCUCUUUCGUCUCAUCUUCAUGGACCUUAGGGAAGUUGAACAAAAAUUAUUUGUAUGCAUUUCCAAGGUUCAAAUUUUACAAAAAAAAAUACUGUAGGGAGGGGAACUGGCUAAAUAGCUUUGUUUGGGAAUGUGUGUGAUUAUACCAAAGUAUACUUGUAAGGAUUAGUGCAGAUAAAACAAGAUAGUAUGGCUUAUGUUUUGACAAAUUUUUCCCAUUUCUUAACCUUUUUUUUUUAUAUAUAUAUUUCACUGAAAGGAUUAACUGCAUCGUGAUUCAUGGCAAUGGAUUAAAAAAAAAAUAGUGAGUUACAAUCAAAUGUAUAACAUAACUUUUUUGUCAUUGUAAAGUCGUAACUGGCAAACAGUGAUACGAUGAGCAGCUGAAUAAUAUGAGCUUUUUACUUUUAACAUUGCUUAGAAGGUUAAUUUGAUCCAGUUUUCGAUAAACUUUGAUUGCAGGGUUUUUCUACUGUCUGGAUGGUUAUGUAUGUGAAGUUGUGAUGUAGGUAUAUCAUACUGCGUCCAGUAUUUCUUAACAUUAUUGUUUUGUAUGUAUUGUAUUUUAUAAACUGCCAGAAUAUAGCCUUAAGCCCCUGCAGUAUGACCAGUAAAACUAACUGCUUCUAAUAUUUUUAAUUUUUUUAUAGACUCCAAUUACUUAGAAAACUAGGCCAUAGACUACAUUCUAAGAUGUCUUUAACACAUUUUAUUUACAGAAUUUACUGGUAUGUAUAUACCAGGUAUGUGAUACAUAUGCUUUAAUGACACUUAACACAUGGUUCUCUAUGACUAAGAAUGUUUGAAUUGACUUUUGAAUGAAUCGGCAUUGUCAAAACUAAAACUAUGUAUGUAAAAUAUUUGAUUUUUAUAUAGUGGCUAAUAGAAUAAUUAUAUCAAGAGGCCCAAGUACGUAAAAAAAAAAAGGCAGUUUUUGCUUUCAUCCAUAGUUUUCCUAGAAUUUUGUAAAUCCAACUUAUCAAACAGGUAAAAUUUAUAUGUUUACUGACUAUGAUAUUUUUUGUCACAUGUAUGUUUUUAAAUCUGCUUGACUCAUUGGAGAAUAUGUCCCAAGCCCAAGGAGAUGUCUAAAUAUGUUUUUUGUAUCAAAUUGUUUUAAAGCUUAAGUUAUAAAAUCUACUAACAAUUUCUUGAGAAUGUUUUAGAGUAGGCCUAUUUAGGUUAGUUAGGCAUUGGCAUUUAUAGGUAACAGUAUGCAGUAUGAAUAUUUCCUUUGAAUGAGUCUUGGUGUGGGGAAGAUUGAUUUUAAACAAUUUGUCUAUGUCAUGUCCAUGACAUACAGAGAAAACCAGCAAUGGAGUAUGUCCAUAAAAUUGUUUUAAAUGCAGGAUAAAUAUUGUUUUGUGUUCACUAAUUAUAGUAAUUAAAUGCUAGUUUUUUUGUAUUUGCAGGUUGUGUCUAAAAUAGUAAAAAUAGAAAUAAAAACAUUUAGUGCAUAUUAAGAAUGUGUAGAGGCAGCAUAAAUGUCAAUGAAAUAGGUCAGGGAAUGCUUCUGUUCAUUGUGAGAGUCAUCGCAGUGUAAAAAGAUGCAUACUGGAUCCCUGUUAUGUUGGAUGCCAUACCUGUGGUGGUGUUGUAUACUGAGCACAUGAUCAACGGGCAGGUCUCCCGGUUUUUAACUAAACAAAAUAUAAUAAUUGAAUUAUAUUAGUACAGUAGGGUCCUGCUAAUCAGAACCCUGCUCAUUGGACAUCCGGUUAAUCCGGACUGAAUUUAAUCACACAUGUAGGAAAUUGGGCUUUUUACAUUAGUUGCAUUGUUACUCGUUACCUGGCGAUAGAUCACUAUUCCACUAAAAAAAUUAACAUUUUUCACGUUUUUUAAUCAUGUCUCUUCAGCAUAACUAUUCAAUUAAGUUCUAGUAAAAAUUUUAUUUAUGAGGGGGAAGAACAUUGAUUACUUAUAGUUUUGCCCAUCCAAAAUUUGUACUAUGUACUUGCAUUUUAAGGCAAAUUCCAUUUAAUUUGGACUUGCUGUGAUCAGGACUGAGUGCGGUCCCAUCAAGUCUGGAUUAGCGAGGCUCCGCUUUAGCAUGUAUUUAUUUUUUUUACUGUUGUUGCGAUCAACCAAUAAUUUAAGUAUAGAAACUCUUUGUUGUGCAUGUAAUCCAGUUAUCCAAGCAGAGAUCAAAAGUCAGCCAGUGACAGUUUUUUGCUAUUCAAACAUUGAUUUCUUUCCAUAUUUGGAGGUAAAUAAUGUAAAUAUUCCAAUUCCACAAGCCCCGCUUGCCUGGGCUUUUUUACAUUUCUAAUCUUCACAAGUGAACAAGCGCUAAAGUAUAUGAAAGACUUGCUCAUCCAAUAUCCUAUACCUUUAUAACUUCUGUUUAAACCUGUAUUUUUAAAUGUUGAUUGUCAUACUUGUUGUCAUUCUUGACAGAAUCGCAGUCUACUGUGCUAACAAAAUUAGCAAAAGUUUUUAAAGACAUUACAAUUUGUUAUCGUUCAUCAUAUUAUCAACUGCAGACAUUCCAUUAAAUUACAUAGGUUCAUGCCUAGAAAUGCGUGCAUGUUAAGAGCUUUUUAAAAUUUUAAAGACUAGCAUUUUUAUAGCACAUUUCAGCCCAUGUGAUUUUUGUAAGUAUGACUCUAUUUGCACUGCCUCUGAUGGUUCUUUUGCAUAUUUUUCCAUCUAAUUCAGAACCUUUCCUCAUAGUAAAUAUAAGCUAUUUGGCUACACAUUAUACGAAAAAUGUGUUGCUAGCAACAUUGCCAUUGUUCUAGAACACACAUUGCAUCAAAAUAUAUUUAGUUUGGUUUUUGCCAUCUUGAUAACAAUUCUUACAUUCUUUUAAGUUUUUUUUUUGCAAUGGAGGAUGCAAAAUGGUAAAUACACUAGCGUUUGAGUAAAAAAACAUAGUUGCAAUGAAAUAUAUGUUUAAUUUCUUAUUAAUACAUCCAGUUCAAUAAUUUUAAUUAAUUUAUAACUGUGACUAAACCGAGCCUCUUAGAGAAAAUAAGUUUUGCGGUAAUUCUGGCUUUUUGCAAACUAUUCUAAAAUUUCUGUGAAUUUUAUUAGUGGCAAAAUUUAGCAUUUUAUAUAUGUUGACAACAUUUGACAUCUAUUCAUGCACCCCUGGCAUUGUAAGCUUUAGGAUUGUUUUACACUUUGUUCUUGGUUCAUAAACUAUAAAGCAUAUUUUCUUUUAAAGCAACUUAGUAUUGUUUUAUUAUUGUCUAUACUACUGUGAGUUCUAAAUGUUCACUAAUUUUUUUUUCUCCCGUACUUAAAAUUACAGCUAUUAGCCACUACAGAAAAAUCAAAAGUGUUAAUGUUACCUUUUUUUUUAUUUACUAUUAUUUGACCACUGUGGUAUUUAUUCUAUAUUAUAAAAAAUUGUAACUGUUAUAACUCUUCUUUUACGUGUAUAAAAAUAUUUUUAUCUGUCAGGGGAACGAAACACUAUAACUACAAUCUUGAAACUACGUUGAAGAUUGGACAUUGAUAUUCAGUAAUAAACUUCAUGUGAGAUAUUUCAUUCCUUAAAUACGUGUCAUGUAUGAUUUUAUGAAUACAAAGGUAUAGAAUAUAUUUUAGAAUCAAACAUGAGUGAUUUUCAGUCAUAAUAAAAAUUAAGCAAUGUAAUUUUUUUACAGUAGUGAGUGGUGAUAGGUGUGUAUCGUCAAUUGCUUUUCAGGAUAUUAUUUUGUGCUUAUGACAGCUGUAUUAACUUUGUAGGUUUAAAGCUUUAAAAAAACUGGUUUUUAUAACUGAGAUGAUGUAUGAUUAUACUUUAAAACUAAAAUUGAUCUGAAUACCAGGAAUUUUUUCUAUGUAGAGAAUAAAAUUAUAAUAGAUAAAAUUGUUACCUCUUUUAUUUUAGUUUGUAAAUAUAUGCAUUUAUGUUACAUAGUAUAUGUUCAUGAUUACCAGUUUUUUUUUUUGUUAAUUUUAUGUACUAUUCAAUAUUUUUACCCUUGGUAUGAAUAAAAUGUAUGCCACAU